UUUGGAACUUUUUGCUGUAGUUUUUAUGGUGUUCCUCAGUGCGAGCAAACACAUCCACCCACAUGCGAUUUAAUUGCUAUGGUGCUAUUGGGUAAUUGGUUUUACAGUUGCCCAGAUUGUGAGCGGAAAUUGGAGGACUAAGCUGGGCCACAAUGAAUUUGCAAAUGCAAUUAGGUUUGACAUGUACAUGAAAGUCAUCCACUAGAAAAUCAACCUAAAUCUUAACCAAAGGAUGCAUUUGUAGCACCAGUUGCAAUCCUAAUCCUUUGCUUAUUCAUAAACACAUUUUCACCAUGCCAACACAUCUUUAACUACGCUUUCGCUUCUCAUCCCAACACUGUGUAAAAAAGACCAAGUUUCGAUACUCACGUAUCUAGAAACCUUUUCUAAUCAAAUGUUAAUCUGCGAUAGGAAUGCAAAACCUCUCCAUAUCCUGCUCAUUGGUCUGCCUCAUCAUUUUGGGCAGUGCCGCCCUCGUGGGCGCCUUUGGUGUCUGCCAGCGCCAAAUCAGCGCCAUUUUGAUCACAGGAGUGAUGUAUUUACUAGCAGCUCUCUUUGCCCUCUUCACGCUUAUGAUCAUCCACUUCAAGCGGCAGCAGGGACGUCCCAUGCUGGACAGCGACUACGAUGGAACGGUGGACGGAAUAGUGGCGCGACCAGGAGGCGUGGCCAUCAUGGCCAAGCCGCUGCUGGGAGCGCGCAUCUUCCUCACCUCGUGGAGCCUCGACUUGGGAUGGGGCGGUGUGGUGCUGUGCGCCAUCACCUCGGUACUGUGGAUCCUGCUCUCCAAGAUCAUGCGGUACAACCCCUUCUCGGCGCUCAUGAUUUAGCUAAACGCCUUGCCGCUCGGCGUCUACGGAGCCAGCUACGGGAGUCUGGGCAGCUGUGAGAGCUACGGCAGCUACGGGAGCACCCACACCCACAGCGGCACCAGUAGUGGCGGCAGCUCCAGUUUCCUCCUGGCGGCGGUCUCGUCGACGCGGCAAGCAGAGCACCGGGGCAAGGGAAAGUACAUCCUGUAGGCGAUGCCCUGCCCCAAUCUAACUGUCUAAUGAUCCGGAUAGUAGCCCGUACUCAACAUAUUUGGGCUAGGCUUACGAGGGUUUUAUGAUUAUAGUACUUGUACAACUUUUGAGUAAUUUCACCUUGUUAAGGUUCAUUUUGGCUAUAUUAUACUACUUUGGCAAAUCAAUACCAAGACCAUGAGUUGAACCUCUUCGGAAGUGCACCCACUCAUCCCUAUGUAAACCCCAUAUUAGUUAGCUAUGUAUGUUGGAAAUGUACCAAACUAAAAACUCAAUUGCCUUGUUCUUUAUAUAUACACACACAACUUAUACAACUUAAUCUUAUACUUGUUCUUAUUAUACGGUGUACUACUUAACUUAACCGAAUUGUAAAUUCAAUUUACACUCUCUAUUUACAAGUAAACCUUUUUGUAUACACUCGAUUUGGCUCUAAUUCUACACACCUCUAAACCUCUAAACACCCCACUAAUCCUUGCUAAAAUGUGAGACAUUUAUUUACACGUGACGAGCGAAAUGGGUAUGGGAAUAGGAGAAGGAAUUCCAGGUGAGGCUUUGGCUUUAAAGUGCUUUCUAGUAACAGUUCGCCUGCAUAGCUUUAGCCCAGCCCAAAAAUAGUUAAUUGGGUGUGACAGUUGCUUCAAAUUAAAAAACUGACUGGGGAGGGAUAGAAUACGACUAACAAAAAAAUCAGGUAGAAUUUAGAAAAGUGCUUGCGAUAUUCAUAAAACAGUUUGCUUUUUGGCCCGCAUGAAAUGAUGAGACGCCUCAACAAAAACUUACUUUCCCCGUUUCAUUGCCCUCCAUCCAGUUGGUUUAGUAGAAUUCUAGGGCUUGUCAUGGAAGCAUAAUGAAAUGUAGAACUUGGCGAGUACUUAUAGAGCUCCAGGGGAACAGUUGUACACGAAGCAUAUUGUUAUGAGAUCAUUUAGUGCUUUAGGACAAAUGGUUUACAAAACGUAUUGUACUUGUAUAGAAGCCACCACAAACCAAACAAAAUGCUAAAAGUAUAAAAAUGUAUUUUUAUGCAAACGCUUUGCCUUAAA
Drosophila teissieri is the source of this 2068-nucleotide messenger RNA. RefSeq lists its product as uncharacterized. NCBI's taxonomy places the organism in Eukaryota, Metazoa, Arthropoda, Insecta, Diptera, Drosophilidae. The transcript has 2 exons. The record is from RefSeq and is a predicted model, not a curated record.